AUGCCGAAGCUCUUCUACUUCCAAGCACCAAAUUUCUCCAUGAACCCCGAAAGUGAGACAGCGCCCAAAUUAGGCAGCAUCAUUCUCAGCCUCGAUCGACUCACAGAUCCACUCAACCAAUUUGAACAUGUCCACAUUCCUCCGAAUCUCAAGAAUCAGAGCGCAGCUGAGGGCUUCAACGAGAGCAUUAACGAAAAUUUCACGGCAUCUGUUGGCCUGAACACCAAUCUUGUACAAGGAACCGCAAGCACGAUCUACGCACUUGUACUCGACAAACAGAACAUAUAUCAUUGUGAUACUUUGGAAACAGUAGAAUUCGAGCCCAAUAAAGAAUUUGUCAGCGACAGUAUCAUUGCGUCCCAGCGUGUGCAGGCGUUUCUGGAUAACGCUUUGCCGGGGAGAAAGAUGGUUUAUAUGAUUACGGGCCUCAAGAUUGCGACUGGGUUCAGUAUGUCGACUUCCAAGAAGACUCAGCACGGUCCAAAGCUCAAGGUGGGAGUCAAAUCUGGGCCUGAAGUUGGUUUGGAGCUUGAGAAUGCUCGGAGAGUUUCUCAUGGGCGGACUACGAAUAAGAUUGUGUUUGCGUAUCGCGUUAUUAUAAUCAAGCGGAAGAGGGACGGUGAGGCGAAGUAUAAGUAUAAGAGUGGUGGGAAAUAUACGGUCGAUGAUGAGGAUAGCAAUGAGAAGGAAGAGCUUUGGGACAUCGAGCCGUUGGAUGAAGAGGACUUGUCAAAAGACUUUCAGGAGUCAGUGCCAGUGGAGAUGGAAACAUGAACAAG
Messenger RNA from Cucurbitaria berberidis CBS 394.84, 779 nucleotides. RefSeq lists its product as uncharacterized. Bases 1 to 774 code for a protein of 257 amino acids. The transcript has a single exon. The record is from RefSeq and is a predicted model, not a curated record. Lineage: Eukaryota; Fungi; Ascomycota; Dothideomycetes; Pleosporales; Cucurbitariaceae.